AUGGUCAAAACACGACGGGCGCACCGCAAAUCGCGUGGAGGAUGCAGGGAAUGCAAGAGACGACGGAUAAAGUGCAGUGAAGGAAAGCCUAGCUGCGCACAUUGCACCCGGCACCACGUAUCAUGCGUAUACGAUAUUCCCGGUACCCCGAUCCAGCCUGCUUCAUCCAAAAAUUCUCCGGCCCAAUCAGAAAAUCUUGCCAGUCGAUCGAGCUCCCCUGUGAGGCAUACUUCCAAGCCCCCUUACAUUGACUUGAGCCGCCCUCAGCACCUUUUCGACUUGAAAGAUAUGGAGCUCCUGCAUCACUGGAACCUUGUUACUAGUGCAAGUAUGGUAGACUCUCUGAGUGCGGCUGAAGUUUGGCGCAUUCACUUCCCGAGGAUUGCUUUCCAACAUCCCUACGUCAUGCACAGUCUUCUCAGUAUCGCGGCUCUCCACGUUGCCUAUCUCAACCCUUCGCGGAGACAAUCAUCAAUAAUACAUGCAGGCUGUCAUCAUGCCAAGGCAUUGGAAGGGUUUCAUGAGGCAAUAAACCAUAUUGGUGCGGACAAUGGCGAUGCUGUGUUUACAACCGCUACUCUAUUGUUCUUUCAUGCAUUCAUCACUUUGAGCCAACUUCGAUAUGAUUUUGAUCAGCAGAUUGAGGGUUGUUCUAGAGUGUCGCGCAUUCUCGGCGCGGAAUGGAUACCGCUACUUCGAGGUGUUGGCGCUGUUCUGCUUCCUGCGCUUGAACAUGUUCGUAGGGGUCCACUGAGCCCAAUGAUGGGCCUUGGUAACUGGGAGGCAGUCAACCCGGAUGAUCAUCCAACAGCCGACGACGAGAAACUGAGAGGCAUCGGACAGCUCUGGAAAGAUGACAAAAAUGCUGAAGUAUAUGAGACUAGUCUACAUCUUUUGCGUAAAUUUUGGGCGUGGAUGGUGCAACUACAAAACUCAGGGAGCAAUGCCAGCGGAGAAUGUGGCUACCACGGGAUAGGGUCGGGACCUUUUAUGUGGUUGUUCAUUACCCCGGAGAUGUUUUUUGACUUGCAACGACAGCGACAGCCAGCAGCACUGGUCUUAUUUGCUCAUUUCGGGGCCUUUCUGCAAAAGCUUAAUGGAUAUUGGUGGGCAGAGGGCUGCGGAAAGACUAUUGUAAGUGCCGUUGACGACUGCUUGGGCUCAUAUUGGGAGCCAUGGACACGCUGGCCCAAGGAGGUUGUGGGUCUUAUCUAA
Messenger RNA from Bipolaris oryzae ATCC 44560, 1215 nucleotides. RefSeq lists its product as uncharacterized. The record is from RefSeq and is a predicted model, not a curated record. Gene Ontology annotation, molecular function: DNA-binding transcription activator activity, RNA polymerase II-specific; zinc ion binding. The transcript has 2 exons. NCBI's taxonomy places the organism in Eukaryota, Fungi, Ascomycota, Dothideomycetes, Pleosporales, Pleosporaceae. Gene Ontology annotation, biological process: regulation of transcription by RNA polymerase II. The coding region runs from base 1 to 1215 and encodes 404 amino acids.